GUAUUUCAUGUUCUAUUUCAAAUUCAUACAUAAUUUUUAAAUAUAUUAAAUAAUUUUAAAAGUAUCUAAUAAAAUACUAUAUUUUUAGAUAUGCAGAUAUUUUUUUUCACUAUAGUACUUGAAAUUGACAAUUAUGUUUAUUGUGAUUAGGUACCGGCGGCUCCUGCCAAGAGGAAAAGAGCGUAAAAGCUUUUUAUCCAGUGCGACAAACGACCCUCUACCUGUUCGGUAAAAUGUCAGUAAGAAACACACACAAGAAAAAAAAAGUUUGAAAACAACAAGCACUAGGAUUAACUAUUGCAACGAGAACGUUUAAUCCAACGAGCCGUCCACGCACUCUCCGAUCAGACAAAGUAUCUGAUUAUUCUAUUAAGUAUUAACUGAACCUGGAUUCAGUAUUACAUAUGUGCUGACACCAUUUUCAAUAUAUAUAUACACAUACACAAGCAUCUUCUGACCCAAAUUACAGUUCAAGAAUUAAAAGCAACCCAAAGUGUCAAAAGAUGGAAAUUGUUGAAGAUGUUGUAAUUGUGGGGGCUGGAGUUGCUGGUCUCACCACAUCUUUGGGUCUCCAUAGGCUGGGAAUUCAUAGUUUAGUGUUGGAAUCAUCGGACAAAUUGAGGAUCACUGGGUUUGCAUUCACGACGUGGAGCAAUGCCUGGAAAGCGUUGGAUGCUAUUGGUAUCGGUGAAUCUCUACGCUGUCAACAUAACCUCAUUACAAGCAUGGUUAUUGCUUCAACGUUCUCAGACAAACCGCCAUCAGAGGCACCAUUUAAGGGUCUCGAAGUUCGCUGUCUUCAACGGAGAUUAUUGUUGGAAACAUUAGCAAAAGAAGUUCCCAAUGGAACCAUAAGGUUCUCUUCUAAAGUGGUUUCCAUUGACGAAUCUGAAGGCCACUUUAAACGACUCCAUCUUGCUGAUGGAACCAUCCUCAAAACCAAGGUGUUGAUAGGGUGCGAUGGAGUGAACUCAGUGGUGGCAAAAUGGCUUGGUUUGCAAAAGCCUGCUUUCGCAGGUCGAUCGGCGGUUAGAGGCAAUGCGCAUUUUAAAAGCGGCCAUGGAUUUGAACCCAAAUUCAAGCAGUUGGUUGGCAAAGUUGGCCGAUUAGGGUUCUUACCUUGUGAUGAUGAGAAUGUUUUUUGGUUUUUUACUUGGAUUCCAGCCACUAAAGAAGAAGGAAUGGAAGAAGACCCAAUUAAGCUGAAACAAUUCGUAGCAAACGAGCUUAAAGAUGCAUCAGAUGAGAUGAAAUCAAUCAUCGCAAACACUUCGCUAGAAUGCAUUAUAUCAUCUCCAUUAAGGUAUAGGAAACCAUUGGAGCUGCUUCUUUGGGGAAAUAUCAGCAAAGGCAACGUUUGUGUAGCCGGUGAUGCUCUUCAUCCCAUGACCCCAGACCUCGGCCAAGGUGCGUGUUCAGCCAUGGAAGAUGGUGUUAUUCUCGCUAGAUGCCUAGGUGAAGCCUUGUUGAAACCAGGGGUUGAGGAUGAUGAUGAAGAAUAUAAGAGGAUUGAAAUGGGGUUGAAGAAAUAUGGUCGAGAAAGAAGAUGGAGAAGCUUUGAUUUGGUUACUACUGCUUUCAUGGUGGGUUUUGUAUUGCGAAAUGAUGGGAAGAUGAUUAGGUAUUUGAGGGAUAAGUUUUUGACGUUGGGAUUUAUAGCUGGGUUGUUGUUAAGGAAGGCUGGUUUUGAUUGUGGUAAGCUUUGAUGGUAAUGUAUAUAUGUUUUGAUGUAAGUCUUGUGUUGUUGCUUGUUUGAGUUUGCUUUGUAGUUGGGUUUUUGUGUCCAACUGGUUUGGUUAUAUUUUCUCUUUGAAUGAAAGCUUCUUCCAAUUGAUUU
Messenger RNA from Gossypium raimondii (Peruvian cotton), 1837 nucleotides. Its product is annotated as monooxygenase 2. Gene Ontology annotation, molecular function: FAD binding. The record is from RefSeq and is a predicted model, not a curated record. Bases 504 to 1706 code for a protein of 400 amino acids. Lineage: Eukaryota; Viridiplantae; Streptophyta; Magnoliopsida; Malvales; Malvaceae. The transcript has 5 exons.